AUGUCGGGUAAACCUCGUAUUGAGAUUGCACCAUCGAGUGCAUUACCGUCAUAUGAUCGUUUCCAACGACAUCGAGCAGUGCCUGUAAAUGAAGCAAAUCUGAGUAUUGCCCAACGUCUCGUGCUGGAAAACAAGAAACGAGCACAGAAUUCCACACGUUGUCGUAGUACACAAGAAGUGGUGACAUCAUUACAGCACACGCCGGUGAUAUUGGGAUCACAUAUUUGGAUUCCUGAUCCGGAACUUGUGUGGCGUGUCGUGGAAAUUGUACGCUAUGAACCAGCAGGAGAUCCAGAACACGGCAUGCUCUUGACGGUCAAUGGGAAAUUUGGACAGGAAAAGGUUGAUUUACGUGAUAUUGGAGAUCUUUAUCGGGUCAAUCCACGUGUAGUAGAUGACAUGACGGGUCUGUACUAUAUUCAUGAAGCUGGUAUCCUUGAGAACCUCUACGUACGCUCCAAGAUGGACAAUUUGAGACCUUAUACGCUCAUGGCCAAUGUACUUAUUGCUGUCAACCCGCUCGUUCGUACGGUCGAACCUAAGGUCACAGACUACAUUAAGACGCAAAUGGGCGAUCGAUCGCCGCACCCGUACUCUAUUGCCGAAGUGGCUUUCCAACAGAUGGCAUUGCGUAUGCCUGCCCAGUGUCAGUCUAUUGUCAUUUCAGGUGAAUCAGGAGCUGGAAAGACCGAGACGUCCAAGAUCGUGCUGCGGUACCUCACGUCGCGUGAACACUUGGCUCAUACGGCCAACAAGGGCAGUAUCGCACAGCAGGACCUGGCGUUGGAGUUGGACAAGCGACUUUGGGACACGAAUCCUAUUCUGGAAGCUUUCGGUAAUGCCAAGACACUGCGUAACCACAAUUCGUCACGUUUCGGCAAGUUCAUGAAGUUGCAGUUCAAGCCUGAUGACAACACAUUGAGUGGCGCCUACAUUGAGACGUACCUGCUGGAAAAGUUUCGUGUCGUGGCACAGAUUCCUGGAGAGCGCAACUUUCAUAUCUUCUACUUUUUGCUCUCGGGUGCUAAUCAAGCACUUGCUAAGGAGCUUAAGCUUGAGCCUGUCAACAACUAUGAAUACCUGAACCAAAGUGGGUGCGUGUCGGACCCGAAUGUAGACGAUGAGAUCUUGUUCGACGAAGUGGCGAGUGCGCUUGGCUCCGUGAACAUUGACGCUGAAUUGCAAAAGCAGGUGUGGACAGUGUUGUCGGGUUUGUUGCAUCUUGGUAACAUCCGCUUGGAAGACCGUGAGACGGCGGAAGGCGACGCUGGCGAGGUGCCGCCGGAAGCGCAGAAGUACGUGGGAUCAUGCGCUGAGCUGCUUGGUGUAGACAGCAGCAGUCUACUGCACGUGAUCAGUACCCGCGAGAUUUCCACACGUACGGAGAACUUUACAAUUAAACGCACGGCAAAGGAGGGAAGCUACGUACGCGAUGCUAUUGCCAAGUCGAUGUACAACCGCUUAUUCAAGUGGAUUCUGUACAAAAUCAACACCUCGCUGGGCCACGGUGAUAACUCACUACCAUUCAUCGGUGUUCUCGAUAUCUUUGGUUUUGAAUCGUUCGAGGAGAACGACUUCGAGCAACUGCUGAUCAACUACGCCAACGAGGCCCUGCAGGCCACGUUCAACCAGCAGGUGUUCAUCGCCGAGCAGGAGCUGUUUGCAGCGGAAGGCAUCGAGGUUGGCAAGAUUAUAUGGCCUGACAACCGCGAAUGCAUUGACCUGAUUUCACAGAAACCGAACGGCAUUUUGCCUUUGUUGGACCAGGAGGCGAAAAUGCCCAAACCAUCUGACGAGAAAUGGAACGCUAUGCUGCACAAGACUCACUCGAGCCACCCACACUUUCUAUCUCCUCACGAAAAGGACAAGAAGUACGAAUUUAUUGUAAAACACUUUGCCACGCGCGUGCCAUACACGAUUGGCAACUUUAUUGAUAAGAACAACGACACUAUUCCCAAGGAUUUGGAGGACUUUGUGACUUCUAGCAAGUCCUUGCUUAUCAAGGAGCUGUUCUCUUCGAAGCUGGACCUCGAUACCAUGAACGGUACGCCCAACACGAGCCAGUUUCACAAGCAGAGUGUGUCGGCCAAGUUCUGUGACCAAAUGCAUGAGCUGACGGACACGCUGAAUGCGACGCGCUGCAACUUUAUUCGGUGUAUCAAGCCAAACUCGACAAUGUCGCCCGGCGUGUUCGACCAUGGCUACGUUGUGGACCAGCUGCGUUGCUCCGGUAUGUUGGCUACGUGCGAGCUGCUGAAGGUCGGUCUACCUACACGUGUGGCGUACGAGGAAAUUUGUCGGAUCUAUAAACCCGUGUUACCACCGUCCGUUACGCCAAUGUUCGAUGCCUACAACGAUCGUACUUUCACGGAAGCUGUGCUGUGGUCGUUCCGUGUAGAGCCUGACGCCUAUCGUCUGGGUCGCACGAAAGUUUUUUUCAAGACUGGCAAGAUUGCUCUGCUUGAUGCGUUGCUGAAGGUUGACAUGAAGAAGAUGGGCCCAUGGAUUGUUGCUCGCCUUCGUAAGUGGUUGGCACGUCGACGCUGGCGUUAUGCUCUAGCCAAGGUGCUGGCUCAGCGCGCGUUUCUGUGGCUAUUGGAGGAUACUAGAAGACGCAAAGCCGCCAUCGUUAAAAUGCAGGCUGUGAUGCGCAUGUUUGCCGUACGCAAGCACUUUAUUCGCGCUCGUAAUGCGCACCGCCUGAAGAUGCGCCGCAAAACACUCGCUCAGAAACGUUGGAAGAUGGCCAUUGGCGGAAUUCUAGCUGCUAACGCUUUUAAGAAGCUGUUGCAGCAGACUCGCCAGCGCAUGGUUGCUCAGCUUGCGGACCAGAAUGCUGCUGCUGUGAAGAUUCAGUCCAUUGUCCGUGGCAAGCUCGGCCGCAAGAAAGCAGAAAAACGAUAUGCACAAGUGCAAGAUGAGAAGAUGCGCAAAAGGUUGGCGGAGGAGAAUGCCCGCCUCGAGGCUGAGAAGAAAAGCUCGGCCAAGAAGCGCUGGGUGUCGGCAUUCUACGCCAUCCAGGCUCAACGCCACUUUGUGAAGCGUCUGCACCACAUCCGCAAGGCUCGCCUGGCAGUGGAGGAGGCCCGACGUCUAGCUGCCGAGCAGGAGCAGCUGCGGUUGCAGCGGGAGGAGGAGGAGCGCCAACGCCGCCUUCAAGAAGAAGAAGAGGAGCGUGAACGUCAGCGCCAGUUGGAACUGAAGCGUGCCGCUGCGGCUACUACAAUCCAGCAUGCUUAUCGUCGAUCUGUUGGGCGCGAAGAGGCAAGACGCCAGGCUGCUGUAGAGCGUGCCCAAGCUGCUUCACUCGCUGCAGCGAUGGCCGCGCAAGAUGCCGCCCAAGCCGCGCAGGAUGCGUCCAUGGCGCACGAUGCUGAAGCGGCUGCUCUUCGAAAGCUUAGUGCAUACGACGAGGCCCAGAAAAAGGCUGCUGCGGCUGGCACGCUGGGAACUGCUCCUGCGCUUGGUGCGCUAGGUGUCCCCGGUGUUGCUGGCAACGGACCUGUUGCACUGGGCUCGGUGCAGCCACUGCAAGCGUCCGUUAGCCAGGCUGGCCAGAUUGGUGCUGUUGGAUCCAUGGGUGUUGCCGGUGCUAUGGUAGGACAGGAGUCACUUCAGAACGCCGACAUGAGCUGGGUUGCUGGUGACAACGCUAAGAUUGAGGGCGAGGCUGUUGCUGGUGAUGCACUGCGUCAGGAGCAGCUUGCUCAAGCUGGCCGCGACCUGUUCGGUGAGGGCGGUGAGGCACCCGCUGGGCCCGUGAUGUCUGCUGAUGACGAGAACCUGAUUAACCCGGUCGAGAAGAUUCAGGAGUUUCCGACGGGCCCUCCGAUUCCAUACAAGGGUGGUAUUAUGACGUGCACGAUGCUUGGCCACCGCAAGCAGCAGGACCAGAACUGGGGUGAUGAGUACACGGAGUAUGUGCUGCGUGUGACCUGGGGUCGUGAUAUCCUUGAGCAGUCGAAGACUGCUUGGCUCGUGGGCGGCCGUUACAAUGAUUUCAAUGCACUUCACCAGGAACUGAAGGCUGCUGCUUCGGGUCGUCGUGGCAAGCGCGCCCCGUGGUUUCCGCGUUUCCCAAAGCGCCAUCCAUUCUCAUCGAUGAUUGGCAAGAACCAAGAGGAGAAGUUUAUCAUCAAACGUGAAAAGGAGAUGAACCGCUACAUGACGCAAGUGCUCACCCAAAUGCCGGACGCUCUACUGAACAUUCACUUGGACCGUUUCCUCAACCUCACUCUCCGUACGCAGGACAUCUGUGAGCGCGAGGCAUACGCCGAGGCACGCAAGCGUUGGGAGGAGGAAGAGCGUGAGGCACUGGCUAAUGCUGCUGAUGCGGAGCCGCUGAACGACGCUGACCUGCAGGAGGUGGAACAACUAGUGCACCAAUUGUUGCAGAAGAUCAUUUACGCUGCUGGUGAUGUUCGCCAGGACACGGAGCUGCAGGAGAUGAUCCACGCCGUUAAGGUGUUGCAGCCUCGUGUGGCAGCAUCGGCCCAGAUUGGUGGCAAUGUGAAUAUCGAGCUGAUCCCGCUGGCCAUGCAGCUGCAGGACGAUAUCCAGGACGCUUUCAACCAGUAUAACGACACGCUGCUGGCGCUGCGGCUGGGCCAGGACCUCAACUAA
Molecule: messenger RNA, 4623 nt
Organism: Peronospora farinosa
Lineage: Eukaryota; Oomycota; Peronosporomycetes; Peronosporales; Peronosporaceae
Source: the annotation of a GenBank genome assembly